Molecule: messenger RNA, 864 nt
Organism: Penicillium canescens
Lineage: Eukaryota; Fungi; Ascomycota; Eurotiomycetes; Eurotiales; Aspergillaceae
Product: Rho4-like protein
Exons: 3
Coding region: 1-864 (287 amino acids)
Biological process (GO): small GTPase-mediated signal transduction
Molecular function (GO): GTP binding; GTPase activity
Source: RefSeq, a predicted model, not a curated record
AUGAGUGCUAUGUACGAGGACCAAUACUAUGCUGCUUCGCGCCGCCGCUCUCUUGCAACCCCUCCUCCAUCCUUGACACCGCGUCACAGCAGAGCGCGCAGCGACAGCGUGCGAGUGAGCCACGGCACUGCCAGCACAAACACCAGUUUCUCCAGCGGACGGAUGUCCGAAGCAACAAAUAUCACCCAGCCGCCCUCUUUCUCCAAAAAGUUUGUAGUGGUUGGUGAUGGUGGCUGUGGAAAGACCUGUCUGCUGAUAAGCUAUUCGCAAGGUUACUUCCCAGAGAAAUAUGUUCCCACGGUGUUCGAGAACUACAUUACACAAACCACACAUCGGGCUUCAGGAAAGACUGUCGAAUUAGCACUCUGGGAUACUGCUGGCCAGGAGGAAUAUGACCGUUUGCGCCCACUGUCGUAUCCUGAGACAGAUCUUCUGUUUGUGUGCUUUGCUAUUGAUUGCCCCGCUUCAUUGGAGAAUGUUGUCGAUAAGUGGUACCCCGAGGUUCUGCACUUCUGUCCCACAACCCCAAUAAUCCUUGUCGGCCUGAAGUCCGACCUGCGCACCAAGAGGACCUGCAUUGAACUUCUAAAGACCCAAGGCUUGACACCAAUUACACCAGAGCAAGGUCAGAACGUAGCCCAGCGGAUGGGUGCAACCUACGCUGAAUGCAGCAGUAAGGAGAUGCGCGGUGUGGAUGAGGUUUUCUCCAUGGCCGUCGACUCGGUCAUCUCAAUCGAAGAACAGGGCUACUCGACACAGCAACCAGGCCGCAUCGGCCGCAAAGAUCGCAGCAGUGCCAUACCCUCCGGAGGAGGUCAACGUCCCGGCAAGAAAAUCAAGAAGCGCACUUGCAAGAUCCUGUAG